Fusarium musae is the source of this 939-nucleotide messenger RNA. RefSeq lists its product as uncharacterized. Gene Ontology annotation, molecular function: oxidoreductase activity. The transcript has a single exon. The coding region runs from base 1 to 939 and encodes 312 amino acids. Lineage: Eukaryota; Fungi; Ascomycota; Sordariomycetes; Hypocreales; Nectriaceae. The record is from RefSeq and is a predicted model, not a curated record.
AUGUCCAUCAACAAAGUACUCCUCGUCGGCGCAAACGGCAACCUAGGUACAGUCCUUCUCGAGGGUCUAGUCGCCUCAAACUCCUUCUCUGUUUCGGUCGCCAAGCGCGCAUCGUCCAAAUCUAUCCCUGCGCACGCAUCCUCCGUGAAUAUUGUCACGAUCCCCGAUGACCUUUCCAUUGAAGGCUUGAUCCCAAUCUUGAAAAACCAAGAUGCCGUCAUCGCUUCAUUCCCUUUGACAGGGGUUGUUGAUCAGCACUUACGCCUUGCUGAAGCAUCUGCGAAAGCUGGUGUCAAGAGGUUCAUUCCGGCUGAUUUUGGGAGCUGUGAUGCACAGAGUGAACAGGCGAAGAAGCUGUUGAAAUUGUAUCGGGAUAAGGAUACUGUAAGGAAUAAGGCUGUCGAGCUUGCGAAGGAAUACCCUGGUUUCUCAUGGACUUCGCUUGUCUGUGGGCAUUUCUUCGAUUAUGGUAUUCUCGAUGGUCUGCUGCAUACGGAUCUUGAGACCAACACCGCUGUCAUCCUGGACAAGGGCGAUGUUCCAGCCUCAGCAUCUACACUCCACCGCGUCGCCGAAGCAUUAGUCGCCGUUCUCAAGCGCCCCGAUACAACGAAAAACCGCCUUCUCUACGUCCAAAGUUUCUGCAAGACACAACUUGAAGUUGUAGCAGCGCUGGAGAAAGCCACAGGCGUAGAGUGGAAGAAGGAGUUUGUAGACUCGAAGGCGUUCUUAGAGAGGGAGGUUAAUAAGUUAGCGGUGGAGUAUAGCCACCAUGCGAUGGAGGAGAUUGUGUUUGUGUUGGGAGCGCUGGAUGCUGAGUGGCCGAAGAGGGGAGAUGCGUUUGCGAUGAAGGAGUUGGGAUUGGAGGAUGAGGAUCUCGACAAGGUUGUCCAGAAGGUUGUGGAUAAGUGGAAGAGGGAGAAGGAGGAAAAGAAGUGA